GGAGACUCACGUAAUCACUCUUGAAAACAAUGUGCAAGGGUAAACUUUGGCAGUCAAGCCAUCCUGCUAAUGCCCUUCACUGCUCACAGGAUCCAAGAAGCUACAGAUAUGUCUACUGAGCUUCCUGUGACCACAGCGCUUACAGAGAUGGACGCUUUCACAGCUUCUCAUAUGAACAUUUCCACCUGCGACUUGUACGAGCACAAGGACACAGCACGGAUACUCCUCAGCGUCUUCUACAGCUCCAUCUUAAUUCUUGGGGUGCUCGGCAACACCAUUGCCCUCACUGUCAUUUUUAAAAACAGAAAGAAGAUCAACUCCACCACCCUCUACUCAACAAACCUCGUCCUCUCCGACCUCCUCUUCUGCCUCGCCCUGCCCACCAGGAUCGCCUACUACGCCCUGGGGUUUCACUGGCCCUUUGGGGAGGCGCUGUGCCGAAUAACCGCGCUCCUGUUCUACAUCAACACCUACGCGGGUGUCAACUUCAUGACGUGCUUGAGCAUCGACAGGUUUUUCGCUGUCGUCCACCCCUUCCGAUACAAGAUCCGAAGGAUUAAAUACGCCAAGGGCAUCUGUGUCUUUAUUUGGUUUCUUGUAUUUAGUCAGACUUUCCCGUUACUUAUACAACCCAUGUCACAGGAAGAAAUAGACAGGACUACAUGCAUGGAAUAUCCAAACUUUGAAAAAAUAGCACAUCUACCAUUUAUACUCCUUGCUGCCUGUUUAGUAGGGUACCUUAUUCCCCUGGGGAUUAUAUUAUUUUGCUACUCUCAGAUCAGCUGCAAACUUUUUCAGACGGCCAAGGAAAACCCACUGACUGAAAAAUCGGGGAUAAACAAAAAAGCCAUCAAUACAAUCAUAUUUGUAAUUAUAGUGUUCAUCAUCUGCUUCACCCCUUAUCACGUUGCAAUAAUAAAACACAUGAUUAAGAAGCUUCAGAGUGAGCCCUCGUGUGCUGAAAAUAAAGUUUUCCAGAAGUCACUCCAUUAUACUGUAUUUCUGAUGAAUUUUAACUGCUGCCUGGAUCCCUUCAUCUAUUUCUUUGCAUGCAAAGGAUACAAGAGAACUGUAAUGAAAAUACUGAGACGGCAAGUGAGCGUAUCAAUCUCAAGCGCUGCCAGGUCACAUCAUGAAGAAAGCUCACGCGAGGUGGGAGAAACGCAAAUGUCAAUACUUGCAAAAUCUCCCAAUGGAAAGCUACCUGAAAAAUAA
This is a messenger RNA of Mesitornis unicolor (brown roatelo), 1215 nucleotides long. RefSeq names its product G protein-coupled receptor 183 (gene GPR183). Gene Ontology annotation, cellular component: membrane. NCBI's taxonomy places the organism in Eukaryota, Metazoa, Chordata, Aves, Mesitornithiformes, Mesitornithidae. Bases 70 to 1215 code for a protein of 381 amino acids. Gene Ontology annotation, molecular function: G protein-coupled receptor activity; oxysterol binding. The record is from RefSeq and is a predicted model, not a curated record. The transcript is spliced from 2 exons. Gene Ontology annotation, biological process: G protein-coupled receptor signaling pathway.